AUGAAAAUAUUAUUAUUUGUUACAUUAAUUGCAUUGGCAUUUGUUGCCUUAUGCUCAGCAGAAGGAAAUGUUGUUGUUUUAUCACCAGACAACUUUGAUACAGUUGUUGAUGGUUCAAAAACUGUAUUUGUAAAAUUCUAUGCACCAUGGUGUGGCCAUUGUAAAAAACUUGCACCAGAUUUUGAAAUCCUUGCUGACACAUUCGCACCAGUUUCCAACAAAGUUGUAAUUGCCAAAGUUGAUUGUGACCAAGCUGACAACAAAGCUCUCUGUAGUAAAUAUGAUGUUUCUGGUUAUCCAACCCUCAAAAUCUUUGACAAAUCAACCACUGCCAAAGAUUACAACGGUGCUAGAUCAGUUGAUGAAUUAUUAACUUAUAUCAAUAAUCACGCCAAAACCAACGUUAAAGUAAAGAAAGCACCAUCAAAUGUUGUUGAUUUAUCACCAUCAAAUUUUGAUUCAGUUGUUUUAGAUAAAUCAAAGAAUGUUUUAGUUGAAUUCUAUGCACCAUGGUGUGGUCAUUGCAAAAAGUUAAUGCCAGAUUAUGAAAUCCUUGGUAACACCUACGCCAAUGAAAAAGAUGUUGUCAUCGCCAAAAUUGAUUGCGAUGCUGCUGAUAACAAAGCCAUCUGCUCCAAAUAUGGUGUCACUGGUUUCCCAACACUCAAAUGGUUCGGUAAACAAAGCAAAGACGGUGAAAAAUAUGAACAAGGUCGUGAUCUUGAUACUUUCAUCAACUACAUCAACAAACAAGCUGGUGUUAACCGUGUCAAAGGUGGUAAACUCGCUGUUGGUGCUGGUCGUGUUGAACAACUCGAUACUAUUGCCACUGAAUUCAUCGCUGCCGCUGCUGAAGUCCGUAAGGAACUCGUCAAGAAAGCUCAAACCGUCGUUGAUUCUCUCCCAGAAGAAUUAAGAACUGAAGGUUCAUACUACGUCAAAGUCAUGAAAACCAUUGCUGAAAAAUCAAUCGAUUUUGUAACCACUGAAAUCGCUCGUAUCACCAAAUUAGUCUCUGGUUCAAUGUCUGGAAAGAAAGCUGAUGAAUUUGCCAAGAAACUCAAUAUUUUAGAAUCUUUCAAAUCAAAAUAA
Dictyostelium discoideum AX4 is the source of this 1092-nucleotide messenger RNA. RefSeq names its product protein disulfide isomerase (gene pdi1). Gene Ontology annotation, cellular component: endoplasmic reticulum lumen; endoplasmic reticulum. The transcript is spliced from 2 exons. The coding region runs from base 1 to 1092 and encodes 363 amino acids. Lineage: Eukaryota; Evosea; Eumycetozoa; Dictyosteliales; Dictyosteliaceae. Gene Ontology annotation, molecular function: protein disulfide isomerase activity. The record is from RefSeq and is a predicted model, not a curated record.